Messenger RNA from Brassicogethes aeneus, 1422 nucleotides. The record is from the annotation of a GenBank genome assembly. NCBI's taxonomy places the organism in Eukaryota, Metazoa, Arthropoda, Insecta, Coleoptera, Nitidulidae.
AUGGCAUCCGAAUUGCUAAUGCCCAACGAUGUCAUAGACAAACUAACGUGCACCUCGUGCAAAAAUUAUCUGGCAAUAUUUCCAAUAUACCUGAUGGGAACUGAAAAUGCAGCUGUUUGCGGCCGCUGCCAAGUCGUCAAGGACGACUACAUAAUUAGAGAUGAAGCCUUUGAAAGUUUAGCUCAAUACCUGGUAUUUCCAUGCGCAAAUGCCAACAAUGGAUGCAAAGAAAAUUAUUGUCCGGCGGAUUUAAGGUUGCACGAAUCCACAUGCGAGUAUAGACAAUUCGAUUGCCCCAGCAAACACUAUAGCAAAUGCGAAUGGCAAGGAUCUUCAAAAACAUUAGCUGAUCAUUUCGAAAAAGACCAUCCAGCCCAGUUCAUCAAGGAUUUCAAGUUCGAGGUCAAUUUCAGCAGCAGCCAAAAAGAAAAUAUGCUUUUGGUUUACGAAAACACAUUUUUUAUUGUCAACAAAGAAAUCGAUUCAAGAAAGAAUUUCUUCUGGUGUUCCGUCAAAAAUAUUCUAGUCGAUGAUGAGUCCAACAAGUACAAUUAUAGAUUGAUACUGGAAAGUGGUAACCGCAACUAUAGCCACAAGUUUCCCGAGAAAAACACCACUAGUUUAUCAGAUGAAAAUUUGACCAAAGUCGACGCUAGUUUGUUGCAAGAAAGGCUCGGCGAACCCGAAACUAUUAUCGCGCGUAUCGAGAUUCAAAAGGCGUCAACAGCUAAUGUCUCGAUUAACAAACCAGAGGCUGAGGAUAAGGAAGUCAAUCUCGAGCUACUCAGAGAGCUGGAAUGCCCUAAUUGUAAAGAGUACAUGGUGGGAGAUAUUUACCAAUGUCACAAAGGACACAGCGUUUGCGAUAAUUGCAGAUCAAAAAAUUGUAUAGUAUGCAGCGAACCAAUUCAAGACACCAAAAACUACUCGCUCCAGAAAUUCGCAAAUUUCUUCGAUUUUCCCUGCAAAUACAGAAAAACCGGAUGCAAGUUUACAGGCAAAAACACGGAAAUUAAAACGCACGAGAAAUACUGCAAAUUCGGUCCUUACAACUGUCCACUAGCCGGCUUUGUGGAAUGCGCCUGGAAAGACAACGUUGCCGAAAUAAUCAGCCAUGCCGAAAAAGUCCACAACGAUAUGAUUUUAAAAUCGGACAGAAUCAACAUUGAUUGGAAGAAGGAUUCAAUGCCCAACACUAAAAAAUGCUCUCUUAUUUUAUUUUCUGGCAGUCUGUUUCGUCUUAUUUUUAAAUACGAAAACGAUAAAAUGUAUUGGUGCGUUCAAUGCGUUGGUCCAGCUGAAAAUUGCAAGGACCUCAAAUACGAAAUCGACUUUAUUGACAACUCUGAUGAUAAUCUGAGACAUUUUCUUAGACACAAAGUCAUGCCUUUAGCCCCUGUGGAUGAAAGUUUUCAACUUUAG